Molecule: messenger RNA, 1188 nt
Organism: Anthostomella pinea
Lineage: Eukaryota; Fungi; Ascomycota; Sordariomycetes; Xylariales; Xylariaceae
Source: the annotation of a GenBank genome assembly
AUGAAGUCAGCUAUUGCUAUCCUGGCUCUGGCCACAUCGGUCAUUGCUGGAGGAGACCAUAGCGUCCCGGUCGUCACUGCAACCACCUAUGAGACGGUCACGACCUGCCCGGUCACUAACACCUACACUACUGGCGGCUCAACAUAUAUCGAGACGGCUCUAACGACGUCGACUAUUACUGUCACUUCGUGCCCCGGGGGCGACUGUGGAGGAGGAGGCGCGGUCACCAAGACUCUGCCGGACACUACUGUCGGAACCACGACUGAGGUGGAGCUCACGUAUACCACAGUGUGCCCUGUGACCGAGACUACAACGGUCGGCGGCGAGACUAUCACCACCACGUACACCACUACAAGUGUCGCUGUCACCAAGAUUGAGACCACCAUCGUGGAAACCGAGUCAGCUCCGCCAGUCACUGCAACGACAGGCGAAGUCAUCUACAAGACAAAGACCUCGCUCUGUCCCGUUACCGAAACCAAGACUGUCGGCGGCAGCACGACAGUUGUGACAUGGUAUUCAACAUCUACCAUCGUGAAUGUCGUACCCACCACCGUUACUGCGAUUGAGUCAGCUCCGCCAGUUACUGCAACGACAGGCGAAGUCAUCCACACGACAGAAACAUCGCUCUGCCCCGUGACGGAGACCAAGACUGUCGGCGGCAGCACUGCUGUUGUGACUUGGACUUCAACAUCUACCAUUGUGACCGCAGUCCCGGUUACAGAAACUGAUUACACGUCGUUUUCUGUCACCAAGCACACUUCCACCGAGAUCUAUGAGACAGUGACGUGUCCCGAGACGACGUAUACCACAGUGUCAGAGGGCAGCACCAUCUAUAUCACCGAAACCGGCACAGAAUCCGUCUAUGUCACCAAGAAGUACACCAUCACGGACACUAUCCCAGUGACCAAGACCAAGGAGGUUGACGUCACUGUUACUUCCGAGGCGAGUGCUGGCGAGACGGUAACAGCACAGCCAACCGUCUGGGUUACCUACUCGGACAGGACUAUCGUCACCAAGUCGGGGCCUCCGAUCACGAUCACCGCUCCGACCUUGGUUAGCACCACCUACAUUCCCACUCCAACAACAACUAGCAGCAUCGUGCAGAUUACGUCCGGUCUCGCGCCUCGGGCGACUCCUGCUGCCGGCGCACUUUUACUGGGCGCGGCAGGCUUUGCUGCCAUGUUGUAG